AUGGAUAACUUAUCAGAACGGGGCGGUUCCCCCGAUCUUAAUGAUCUAUUUGACUAUGACGUCGGCCUGGACGAAAUCUUCAAUAAAGAAAAUAAUGACGCGUCAAACAAUGAUGCCUCAAAGCCAGCAGGAGAUCCCUCGUCACUCGGACUCGGACUGGACGAAGAGGUCAAAAUCACCAAGAAACGUCAACCAAUUGCAAAGCUAGACGAGGCACGUCUACUCUCCCAAUCAGGGAUCCCUAAACUCCGACAAACAGCCAGGACUAAACUUCGAUUCAAAGGCAAAGGUCAUGAGUUUUCGGAUGCUGGCCGCCUAUUGAAUAUCUAUCAACUAUGGCUCGACGACCUGUUCCCUCGCGCGAAGUUUUCAGAUGGUUUGGCUAUGAUCGAGAAACUAGGGCACAGCAAACGUAUCCAGACUAUGCGACGAGAAUGGAUCGAGGAGGAAAAAAGGAAAGUCUUCGAAACAUCUGAGUCGCGAAACGUCCCUGAUACCAGAGACCUCCCCACACGGCCUUCAGGCCAAAAUGGUGGUACAACAGAGACAACAAAUACAUCGACAUCCCAGACAGCAGGUGGAUCAGGUUCUAUAGACGAUUUGUUCAUGCCAGACCCCGAGGGAACAGCUCGGCAACCCGUUAGCCACCCAGAGCCCGAUGACGAUGACCUAGAGGAUCUAUUAAGAGAACAAGAUGAGACCAUAGAGGCACCACAGCCGGCGAUGCGGAUGCAGCAGGGUGGAGAUGAUGAUUUUGAUGCCGAAUAUGAAGCCAUGAACGAAAUGGGCUUGUAG
Molecule: messenger RNA, 795 nt
Organism: Penicillium odoratum
Lineage: Eukaryota; Fungi; Ascomycota; Eurotiomycetes; Eurotiales; Aspergillaceae
Product: Chromosome segregation in meiosis protein 3
Exons: 3
Coding region: 1-795 (264 amino acids)
Biological process (GO): replication fork arrest; replication fork processing; DNA damage response
Cellular component (GO): replication fork protection complex; nucleus
Molecular function (GO): DNA binding
Source: RefSeq, a predicted model, not a curated record